CGCGCGUCUCUUAACAAGGCCAAGCUUGUACAAUCACAUGACAGUCAACAACGUGAUUCCUGCUGAAAUCAAUUAGCUAAGUGAAUUUACAAAGUCUGCGGUCGCUAGAAUGAAGAGACUACGGAGAAUCUUAUAAUGUCUGUUUGGAGGAGCAGGCUUGUUUUUGGCCCCUGACAACGCAAUUACAGCCCCGCCGAUUGUCGUGUGUGUGCAUUAAGUACCUCCCCCAGAACGAGGCCGAUUAAUGAAGGGGCUCCUCGGGGGCCGAAGAAGAAGCCCCAGGCACCCACACACAGGAGAGGAACUGUUGUUAGGGGUCAGGCCGCUACACAUGCUCCAUAUUAAUGCAGAAUACAAAAUAUGAAUCUUUGAAGAAUGACCUGGCUAUCCGUGUUCAUAUAAUGAAAGUGAAUGGGGAUAAGGAAUGCAGAAGUGGCGCAUGCAGUCCAUACCUGCAGGUUUGGAACAACAUGAGGCUUGACAUUCUUUCCCCAUUCAUUUCUGCUGCUUUGGAAAAGAGAAGCAAGACCAUUUUGCUAAACUUCUUGCAUGCUCUUCAGAAGAAAAAGUCAUUGAGGCAUGCAUUCCCGCACCAACAGGACUUGGGUACUGCUACAGAAAUAAAGAUGAGACCGUAAAUAGUAUGACACUAGCCACAGUCGUUUCUCCCUAAUCAGCUGAAACUACAGUGCCAAGUCAGAGCUUCUGCCACUGAGAAGAACACUGCAUCAUUUAAAGAGGAACUCCCCUGGACAUGCCUCAAAAUUACUGUACAAGAAAAGUGCUGACUCUGAAGAGGCUUUUUAUAUUUAUGAAUAAAUUGCUCUGUGGAAGAGGAGAGAAGAAAAGGAGGCAGGCAGCAAGAGGCCGAGAUUUACACUGUUCACUAUCCUAGAGAUUGCAGUCAGCAGUUUGCGUCACCUGUUUACCCCUGAUUCUUUGCUCUCAUUGGAUUUGAAUGGCUAAUGAGGGACGAAAGAAAGACAUGAACAUCUUGGAUGACAUGGGGUUUGAUCCAUGGAAUGACUGUGUCCAUGCAUUUUUAAUAGCAUGAAUAACAUCAAGUAGUAUAUGUUUAUAGGGUCCUGAUGGGAGCUCUUUUGUCCAGUCUGAGGUUGAGUAAAGUGCCGGCUGCGGUGGUGUGACAGAAGCGACUGUGUGAUUGAAGAUGCUGGGGUUGGAGAGGCUGUUGGCAGCUAUAUUUCAGCGUGGAGAUGGAUGGACUUCAUGAUGCGAGUUUUGCGUCAGGACUCUGUUCGUCUUGGCUUUGGGCUGAUGGCGAAAUCCAGCACCUGUUGUGUGACACACAUGUAGGACAACCUUUUCAUGGCCCCCAUGUGUUGAUCAGCAGUGAAGCUGGAUAUCUGUGGCAAUUGUUACGUGACAGUAUUAACGUGAUUGAUUCAAAGGCUGAACAGCGGGGCCUUCAUGUGAUAACAUCUGACAUGGGAAAAGGGGUUAUGACAGACUGGAUGACACAUGUCAGGAGAAAGACAUCUGGUGCUGAACCAAGUAACAUGGAUGAAUUCCUUUGACAAAUUUGAUGCUGUGCCUUUGCUUUUUAAAAGGGCACCAAGUACACCAGGAAAAUAAUUGCCUGAUGGCCCUUUAGAAAAUGGUUCAUGAUGCCCGUGUCACGAGAUUGAUUCAAGAAGAAAAGGUGGUCCGAGCAACUAACAUGAAAUCAAUGAGAGACUGAUGUGGUAUUAACGCAGGCCGUUUUCGCCUCUGCUCUCGUGGUGUGGAGCAGCUAAACAGCUCAAAGCCAGCAGGAGCUCGACAAGCCAGAAAUGUGACAUUUUGAAUGUGCUCCAAGUACCUGCAGACAUCCAGUGUUUUAUUUAAAAUCAAUGUUUAGCCUGGAACAGCCUGCUUAAGAGUUUUGACUGUUAUGUGGCAAUUUGUUUUCUUUAUGUUUCCAUCUCUCUCGUUCGGUACCUUUUGCGUUUUCUGUCACGUUGUUGGAAGUUUAAAAAUAUUGCAUUGUUGCGUAGACAUUUGUCCCAAAAAUGUCAUGUUGUUGUGCAGAAACGUUUAAUAUUACUUCUUUCAAAAAUGUUUUUUUUUUUUUUAACUUACUGACCCCAAACAUUUUAUUUUAAAACUUUUUUUCCUAAAAUAAGCAAUGAGAGUAUCAGUGAUUAGUAUUUACGAUCAUUUUUAUUAUUAUUAUUGUAGUAAGUAAAUAUUGUAUAUAUAAAAGAAAAUAUAAAGUUUAAUCUUAAUUUUAUGAUUAACCCCACCCCACUUGCUUGGUUUUGAAUCAAAAUGGUUGACUUAAUGCCCAUUCAUUCAGUGUAAAUCAAAUGAGUGUGUGACAGGCGAUGAAAACAGUUCACUGGGUUUAAGUUUUGUUAACCAAGGAGAAUACUUCCUCGGCCCUGUGGGCAUGUUAAAAUUCAUGACUUCUGAAUUUUAUUCAUAAGGCCCAACCUUGAUGAAGCUGUCAGGGCUAGAAGACACACGAGGGGUCAGACGUACGCUUUCAAACACGCAUGACCUCACGUUGAUGAGCCUAAUUCACACAUCCUCAAGGCCUUUCCCCUGAGCCCACCAAUCACAAUAGCCUCCUACUUGACCUACGACCCUCCACGGGGGUCUCCCAUUGGCUGCGUAGUGAAAGGAAAGCGGGAGACAUCCCUGCUGCUCAUCUCCAUCACAAUGGCAGCAUAUGUUUGUGGGCAUUUGAGCGCAUGGAUCUGGCAGAGUCCAUAUUAGACUGACGACAGAGACCAGGUGCCUGAACCCCACACACAUGGAGACGAAAGGGAAAGUCAACAGUGUUUUCUAAUGGAAGUGAGGUGAAGGAGAGCGAGGAGGAGGAGGAAGAGAGGGUGAAGGCGAGUUUAGCUUGCAUAGCAGGCUCUUCCUCUAUCAUGGGCCGGGCAGCUGCCGGACCCAUCCAGGAGCAUCACUCACCUGCUAAUGAACAUAUCAGUCCAGUCCAAGCACCCUCCCAGACGCUCCUCACACAGCCAUGAAGAAGAGGGGUGAGGAAAGGCUAACCAAGUUAGCUGCUCUCAGGCGGCUUGGAUGGAGAAGACAGAUUGAGGAUGAUGCAAAUGGAGCUCACAGCAUUGAUCCAGACACACCCGGCUCCUCGCCAUCCAUCAUAAGACCAACACUCCCCUCACGCUGCUCAAGGUCCACGCGUCCUCCUUUCCGCUUUUAGCCACUCAGGACUAUCAGCUAGAUGCUUGAUCGAACAAGUGCCAACCAUAUUGGCAGGAUAUUUAUGAUUGACAUCUGGAUGAAAACCAGUAUGGACAAAGCAGUGGAUGAAAAUAAAGAGAUCCCUGACCUCUGGCCCUCUGUUAUCUUACUGAAGUGGCCUCUGGGUCUGUGGAAGUGCUGCUCAGUGCCCUGGGGAGAGGUCUGCAUGAGUCUGGACCCAUCAGAGAUGCAUUCACCACUGAGAGAGAGAGGGAGAGAGAGAGAGCACAAUCCAGACAUGGGGGAAGACAGACUCAACAAUUCUGGGAAACCAGAGCAGGAGAGGAAGUGUAAGCAUGCAAAACUGAGAAAACCAAGGCCGCAUUUGAAAGAGCCUUCGAAUUAGGACAGCCUUCGUCAGGCCACGGUGAUGCAGUCGGCCUUCGAAUGCGGCCUUCAAAGGAUGCAGCCUCUGAAUUGGGACGCAGCCAAUGACUGAGGAGAGGUUCACUAUAGUUCAUUUAUUAGAACAACCUGAAAGAUACCAAAAUUAGUUUCAGAAGGAUCUGUUAUGUACAACAUCUCUUGCGUCAGCCCUGUAGUUUAUUGCGAGGCGGAAUGAAGCAUUUCACUUCUGGCUUACUUUCCCCAUCUCUCAAUCUUGGUUCCGGCCCUGGCUAUGGAGUCUCGUCAGUCUGUGGCUGGGCCAGCCUGAGCCAAGGAGCAUCUUGCAGAGGGUAAUCCAUCUCCAUCACUUAAAUGAUUAUCCCCAUUAAUCUGGUGUAAACUAAUAAAGUCAACUGUGGCACUGCUUGCCUGAACUUCAUUAAGUCUUUAGUACGUUUAAUAUGUCUUAAUGUCCUCAGCUCUCCUGCUGCUGCAGAUCACCUGGCAUGCCGGUCCCCAGAGAGCCGCCUGAGAGAUUGAGGCCAUUUGUGCCAUGUUUUGUUUCCUUUAUUUUCCUCGCUCUCAUUCUUCGUGUGAUAUAGUGUCUGUUGGUAUGACAUACAAAGAGCUAGACGGAGGAAAGAAGGGUGGGAAAGAGGAAAAAAGAGAAUGAGAGGAAGAGAAAGACAUCAGUGCAGGAGAUUUAAUUUGCCCAGCCAGACCUCAGAUGGGCCCCCGCAGUCAAGGGUUUAAUUUGGCUUAUCGCGUUAUAAAAGACGACCCAGGCCCUGUAAUCAAUCAUCGGCCUGUCAGCAGGAAAGGCAGUUGUUGUAAGCAAGUAUGACUUCCCAACAUGAGUCCGUUUUAAUUGCCACCAAAUUGACUGCUUUGUUGUUUUUUGGGGAUGUACUAAAAGUUUGUUCAAUUAAAGCCAACAAAAGCAGCGCAUCAUUAUUGUUGUCCCCUGCCCUGCCCCCUUCUCUUCCGAGGGGGCCGCUGACGGUGGUUACGCAGCUAUCGUGGGUCAUGUUGACAUCUGAAUGAAGCGAACGCGUUUCCCCCGUAAGCCCGACGAGUGGCGCCUGCGCAAUGUUAGGACCUGACACUGUUUACUGGGCUGAAGGAUGUCAAGCUGCCGCUGACCAUUACCCAGCUAAAGAGAUCAUAACUCUCUCCCAGCUUCUUCUUGACAAAAUAAGUGCUAUCUCCAAUAAAUAAAAAGAUAAAGUGCAAGAUGAAUACAUCUGUAUUGCUUAUGGACAGAAAUUGAUGUGCCCUAAUUCAUCAUGUCACUAUUUUCUCUUUUCCGAGGUUGCAGUAUGCAGAGAAAAAUGUCUUUCCCAGAUGAAUGGCUGCUGUUUUUGGAAGUGUGUAUUAUUCUGGAAACAGAAUCACAGAGAGUGCUGCAUCAAUGUAGAUGUACUACUUGAAGCUGUCAGCAGCAGGGCUGUACGCUCUCGACUGCGCUCAGAGAUGCAGCUGAUGGAAGUGGCGCCAGUGAGCGCCGAUGGAUCAGAUGUCAAGCAUUACACAGUUGUCCUGUGCUGAAUUGGGAAUUCCAGUGAGUUUCAUUGAACGUCGUGGAUUCUUUAGCCAAUUGGGUCUCUCACCCCAGAAUUGGAGGCUUAAUUUUACCCAGCCUCUUUGGCAUUUUGAUUGAUGUUCCCGUGGCUCCAUCCGGCAUAUCUAUAAGGGUAAAGGGAGGCAGUAAAAAAGACAAUCGUCUGUAGUUCAGUCUUUCUCACACAUGCACUCAACGCAAUUAGAUAACGACAACUCUGGACUAAACUGCGUUUUAGUUGCUGUAUGAUAACUGGGGUGACGUGGAGGAUCCUGUAGGCUCGCAGGAGCGCGCGCCUCUCCACACCAUGGAUCAUAUGGGAGCGCAUCUCCACCAUACGCACGCAGACACCAUCAGUUUUGGGAUCGAUCAGAUUCUUAACAAUGCAGACCAGGGGAGCUGCAUGAUUUCCAACCCCAGAAUGCAGGACCUGGACUACGGUUUGGGCUGCAUAGUCAGCACAGCCUACAAUACCAUGACUGGCAACUACAGCGUCAAUAACUCGGCUGGAUACAAUGGAAACUCGUGUAGCGUCGGUUCCCUCAACGGCUCGUACAACAUGAACUUGGGCACGAAUGUUAAUGGGAAUUGCCUUAAUUCUUCGGGAGUGAUCCGGGUUCCAGCGCACCGGCCGCUGGGCAGCGUUCACUCGUCCAUUCCCACCAACGCUUCCACGGUGCCAAGUAUGGGAAGCAUGGGCACCAUUAACAAUCUCACGGGAUUAACGUUUCCGUGGAUGGAGAGUAACAGGAGAUAUACCAAAGACAGAUUUACAGUGGCCCUCUCACCGUUCACUGUAACACGCCGUAUAGGUCACCCGUAUCAGAACCGAACCCCUCCGAAGAAGAAGAAGCCCCGAACGUCGUUCACGCGCCUCCAGAUCUGUGAGCUGGAGAAACGCUUCCACCGUCAGAAGUAUUUGGCGUCAGCUGAGAGGGCCGCCUUAGCGAAAGCACUUAAAAUGACUGAUGCGCAGGUCAAAACAUGGUUCCAGAACAGAAGAACUAAAUGGAGGCGGCAGACAGCGGAGGAGAGAGAAGCAGAGCGACAACAAGCGAACCGAAUUCUUAUGCAACUUCAACAAGAGGCUUUUCAAAAGACUAUAAACCAGCCUGUUACUCCGGACCCAAUCUGCCUUCACAACAGCUCUCUGUUCGCACUUCAGAACCUCCAGCCCUGGACUGAGAACACGGCGAAAAUCAGUAGCGUUCCCAACACUGAUUAAGAUGGGAGACUUUUGUGGACGUGGGAUGUACAGAGGAAUAUCUCAACAUCAGAUUGUUUUCUUCUUUUUAACGUAAAAUUAAUCUUUCAUUUGUAAUAUGCAACUUGUAAAAACGGUUAAAAUAUACUUGCCGCUCUCCGUUGCAGUCGUGCAGAAUAAUCUUUUUUUAAGGCUAAUUGAUUUCAUCUUUUCGUUUUCAAAAUGCAACGAUCAGAAUGUAAGCAUAAAAGCAUAUAUUUCAUUUGUACCUUAAACAUUCAUUUUAUUUUGUACACUUCCAAUAGCCUAACGUUUGUGGUAACACUUUAAUAACUUUUAGCUAUUAAUAAGUUUAAUAAGUCACAAAAUAUUACAAAUAAAAUAUUAACAAAUAGAAACAAAAGGACGAAUCUUCAUAAAAAUAUGGGCUUUUCCCCCAAAAGCAUAGUAUUAAGUAGACCUAUUAAAAAUUCGUCACAGAACUAAAUGUGUUGUACAUUAAAUAAAUCUUAAGGACACCUGCAGGACAACCGCAAAAUUACAAGUAAACUUAAUAGUUUAUCAAAUUAUCUUACAAUUAAAGCUACAUUAUCACUGCAUACUUUAUUACUACUAGGAAAAUAUGAUGACAGAUAAAUAAAUAAAUUGGCCAUAUUUACCAUUUAGCUCAUUGGUAUCUUAGCACAUCAAACUCUCGCGCAAUGCAUUACUGUCACCAUUAUGACUGCACACUAGGCUACUUUGAGUGAAAAAACACUGCUUGAUUGGUGAAUCUAAAGCGAAACGCUACCUCUCUGUUGUGGCAUGAAAAUAAGCAUCGUUAUAGGCUAACCUUGUCACGGCCUUGCUGAAAGGAAUGAAGACCGUCCCCAAGUUUACCCCGAGAAGCUUGCACCCACAAUCGAGUGAAAACGAAAGAGUCGUGAGUGUUCACGGACCUCCUUGCCAUGACAAUGUUUACACUUUCAGACCACCUAAAAGUUUCGCCGCGACUCCCUCUUUGGCUAAGUUGUAGGCCUAUGUAAAAGUAGGCUUAAAAUACUGACAAAAUUAAAGUUAAUAUUAUGUGUCUAAUUACUUUGAAUAGGCCUAAUUUAAACAUCUAAUUAGGUCUAUAUUAAUAUGAGGUGAACAGACUUUUGCGCGUAAAACAUGUUCUCGUGUUGUAAAAACAACGAACUCUAGUAAAUUCAUACACUCUUAAAAAUGUUUCUUUAUUGGCAUUCCAUGAACUCAGAGGUUCUUUGGUGGAAGGUUCUAUAGCAUCACUUUUAGAACCUUUAGAGUGUAGCCUACUUGGAGGAAUGAAAAUAUAAGGCCAAACAAGCUUAAUUAACUAUUUGAAUAAACUGUAUUUAAAUCAACUGUAAUCAACUAAUGAACGUAAUGUUAUGAACAAAGUUAUUAUAAAGUGUUACCAAUUUAUUUUUCAGAUAUCUUUUUUUCAUAAUCGUGAUGUAGGCUAUGCUUACAUAGAGGGAUUGCAUUUUUGCACGUUUGUUAAUUGAAACUUUCAACAAAUUCGUGAAUUAAACAUAGGCCAGGAAAAAUGGGCCUAUAUGAUUUUACAUAAAAAUCAUUCUUUAUGCUUGUGAUAAACGAGACUCAUUUUUUCACCGUGAAGACGGACGCGUGAUAGCUAAUUAAAGCACUUGUUAGGCUAUAUGUUGUUGCUACUUUCCAGAAAGUUUAUUCGUUGUCAAAUAUGUACUUUUUUUAAACAUUUGUAUUACAUUUAAGUUUUUCGUUUUCUGGAUAGUUUGUCUUUUCUAACUUAAAUGUUCUCGGGAACCUUCAGACACAGCCAUUUAUUUUGUCCAAAUAUGCUAUUCGAACUAGAUAGCCUACAAAUGAAAUAACGAAAUAUCGAAAUAUGUGUUCAGUAACACCUGUACACCUAGGCCUACAACUCUACAUUUUUUGUUUGAAUUUUAAUUUUACACAUCCAACAGUUUAUCAAAGCAGAUCAACGUGGUAGCACUGUUAUGCUUAUUAUUCGUUUAUAUUGAAAUAUAAACUUGUGAUUACAAGAUUUUUAUUUGUCCUUUAUUUUCUUCGAAGAUGGCGUGACCUAUAUAAAAUAUAUUUUAUUAUAGCUUGAUAUGAACGAUUAAAUAUCUAUGGUCAUGUCUCAGCCUGGGUCAUUCUGACUGUUCGAUUUGUUU
This is a messenger RNA of Megalobrama amblycephala (Wuchang bream), 8470 nucleotides long. RefSeq names its product T cell leukemia homeobox 1 (gene tlx1). Gene Ontology annotation, cellular component: nucleus. NCBI's taxonomy places the organism in Eukaryota, Metazoa, Chordata, Actinopteri, Cypriniformes, Xenocyprididae. The transcript has 25 exons. Gene Ontology annotation, biological process: animal organ development; regulation of transcription by RNA polymerase II. Bases 5409 to 6326 code for a protein of 305 amino acids. Gene Ontology annotation, molecular function: RNA polymerase II cis-regulatory region sequence-specific DNA binding; DNA-binding transcription factor activity, RNA polymerase II-specific. The record is from RefSeq and is a predicted model, not a curated record.